GCAAUAAAAUCCGCCCAAUCGAGUAUUGAUGGAAAGAAGGUUUGGAUAAAACGCGAUACCUUUUCAAACACUUCCAGUAAUUACUUACGGUCCUCAAAAGCCGAAGAUUCAGAUUCUGAGGCGCAGGGAAGUAGCGAGUUUGUGGCUACGCUGCGGGUCAAGGAUAUGCAAAGUUCAGCUGAGCGCAGGCUUGUUAGUGGUUUUACACAAGGCAAAAUGAAUUUAAAAGAAGUUAACUUGAUGCAUAACCAUGUCGAAACUAAUGAAAAUGGAGUUCAAGUCGGCCUAAGUCUUAUUCCCAAAGUUGUUAAAGUCGAAUCAAUCCGAAUGGAAAAUCUUGAUGUCGUAAAUGAGAGAGGAGAGGCGGGUAAUACAGAGCAAAUUAGCGUCAGUGCAAUGUUAUGCUCAAGACCAACCCAGUACGACGAAAUUCUGACGGAAUCGAGGGGCGUCACCGUUCUUCCAAUCACAUCAGCUGAAGACAUCCAUAUUGCACAUAAAAAGGAAACGCACUACGCCACCAUUGAAUCACAAAAGGACGUAGGUCAACAGGGCUACUACGCCUGUACCAAUGCAGACAUUGGUAAUUCAUAUUUAGCGAGACCGCAGGCUCGCAUUCGUGUUCAUCACACCGAGUUUUCUGCGGACACUAACGAUCAGACCACUGUCAGUACUUGUGACAUUAAUAGGUCUAAAUUGAAGAUUGAUGGUACAACCCAAGUUGGUGCUACUUUCAUUCCCACUGAGCUAAAAAUGCAGGAGAUGAGGCUUGGUUUUCAACGCAUUCAAAGUCUGUCAAGAUCUAUGAGGACAGAAACGGUUUUGUGCCCUACAGAUAUUGGCAUCAACUCCAUACUCAAUGAAUGCUCUGGUAUCGAAAUAGCUCCGAUUAGGGGCAUUUCCGAACUUUCCAUCCAUUUGGCUCAGGGGCAAUUCUCGGCUGAAGUAUUGCACGAUUCCGGCUCCAACCAGAUGUGUAUUGAAUUAAAAGAGGAAUCCCUCUCCACAUCAAGACAAUUCCCGCCCAAAUUUACUCCACUUGUAGAGCCGACCGUGUACGUCGGGCACGCUCAAAGUACCGCCUCACUGAACCAAAUGACAUAUUCUUCAGACGGAUGCACAAUGAGCUCUAAGCUUGUUCAAGUGGGGACUCUGCUGAUACCAACAGCAGUUACCAUGGAAAAGGUGAAAGUGAAUCAUCUCGAAGUUGAAGUUCCACUGAGUCCCGCCAGAAGCGCUGAAGUAAAUGUAAGCGCAGUUCUCGCGUCUUCCGCCACGGAACUGACGUCAGUCCUAACAAACGAUUCAGGCAUUCACGUUGUUCCCGUGUCUAAAGUUAAUGAGGUUGAGAUCGAUGCGAAUGGAGGAAAUUAUAAAGGGACAAUCAGUGCCUCUGCCUUUAAACGAUCCACAGGAACCUUCCAAACAUCCGCCAGCAUCGCUGAUUCAAGCUCUGCUUGUGCGCCUGGUGUGCAAAAGAUAGUAAUUCCUAUAUCAGCAUCAAAUAUGGUUGGUAGUGCUUCAUCAAGCGUAGAAUAUUUGCUACGGCAGAGCAAAGAUUUGAGUCGAAUUCACGAAGCACUUCAGUCUGUCCAAACCAGACUAAGUCUACGAGAGUCGGACACAAUGUCAGUUCCAUCAUACCGCCGUCCUGGAUUGCUUAGAAUAUCAGAACAAUCAUUUACUCCUGUGAAUGGAUCAGUGAAGAUGCCUUCUAAUCCCUCUGAUGUGGAAUUCAAAGAUACUUCAGCACAACUUGGACCUAGGCUUGUUCCGCAUGCGGUUGAAGUUCGUGAUUCCAAGUUAGGUGAUGGGGAGAGGGUGCUGACUAAUGCUAGAACACCAACACACCAAGAAGUUGAGAUUCGUGGCAUAAUAUGCUCGUCAGCCAUUCCUUAUGAACAGACCUUGGGAGAAUCAAUUGGUGUUAACGCAGAACCCAUCAAAGCAGCCAAAAACAUGAACAUAAAGCCUGACCAAACCAGGCCAUCAAUUCACAGUGAUGCAACCACGCAAGUAGGUGCUAUCGUCAUGCAUCAGCAACAGAGUAUGCAAAAGAUAGGACGCGAGACUGGAAACUUCGGAGUGAAUAGGACCUUGAGUAGAGGCAAGAUCGAAUCCAAUAUUUAUACAACACGUUUGGAAUCUUUCACUGAACUUUGCGAGGGUCCAGGUAUCACGAUAGCUAAUUUUGAUGGUUGUAUUUCUACUCGUAAUAAUACAAUUGAAAACAGUGAUGAUUCCAUUCCUCGUGUGAAUAACCAUACUUCUCCCUAUCCCACCAAUCUAAAGCUUGAAGGGCUCCGUGCGCCAUACUUUGAGAACUCUGAGUCUAACAUUCCAGAGGUGCAUGAAACCUCCAUUUGCCAAAUAAGCAAACGCCUAGUUUCUUCAGCUUCUCAAGUGGGCACUUUGUUGGUCCCAGCAAAGGUGUGCAUGGACAAAAUUGCUGUAGAUCAGUUGGUUGUCGAUGUUCCGCUGACUGAGUGGCGAACGUCAGAUUUGAGCGUUAGUGCAAUCCUGGCCUCAACUGCCACUGAAAUGGUUCCACUAAUUACAGAUACGCCCGGAAUUCAGAUUAUUGAAAUGAAGGAUCUUGACGAGCUAGGAAUUCAGGUUGGAGAUGAAGUUUAUGUUGCCAGUGUUGUGGCACCACCAGUGAAGUACGUAAAUGCAGCCUAUGGCCCUACAAGGGAUUUUGGUGUUGGAACUAAAAGUGCUAAUCGAAAACAGGAAUUCGUUUUCAUCCCUGUUCCAAAGGCAACUGAGGCAGCACAUUUGACGCACAGAGCGGAAAACCUUCUGAAUCAAAGCACUGAACUGCGGAAAGUCCACUCCCUUCUACAGUCUUCUUCUUUUCAACCGCGCAUACGCAUUGCAUCUACAAGCGGUACUUCUAUGCAUUUAGUGGAAAAUGUGGAUGCCCAACAGUCAACUACAUCCAAACCUUCUGAGCGUUCAGUUUAUACUUGCCCGUGUGGACGUCAAUAUGGCCUGACCAACUCAAUUUCUCGUCCAAUAACAGAAUUAUACAACUCCAGUGGCACCUGUGGAAUCAUGGAAGGUACUUCAGGUUCAAAAAUGCAGGAAUCCUACCACGUUGCUUGUGAAGCUACUAUCAAACCCGAUAUGUUUUCAAAACGCCUCACAGCAAACAUUCUCACUUCAUCCAACGAUUCGAGAUCUCGGUUCACCGCUGCUGUUCCCAGCAAAAGCUUUCCUUGUGAUGGAGUUCAAGUGAUGUCAGGAAGG
This is a messenger RNA of Hydatigera taeniaeformis, 3252 nucleotides long. The record is from the annotation of a GenBank genome assembly. Lineage: Eukaryota; Metazoa; Platyhelminthes; Cestoda; Cyclophyllidea; Taeniidae.